Camellia sinensis is the source of this 1745-nucleotide messenger RNA. RefSeq names its product purple acid phosphatase 5-like. The record is from RefSeq and is a predicted model, not a curated record. Lineage: Eukaryota; Viridiplantae; Streptophyta; Magnoliopsida; Ericales; Theaceae. Gene Ontology annotation, molecular function: metal ion binding; acid phosphatase activity.
AUGCACUUGGACACAGAACCACCGUCUUGGCAAAUGAAAUCGAACCAGAAUCCAUUAGAUUCGGAGAAGAAACUCGAAUCAAUGCACAAGGAUAAUUAUUGUUCAAUUGCCAUUGCGCCCGCGACCAUACUGAAUCCUCUCUUGAGAUGGAGAUGGAUCGACUCCUCCAGAUUUGAUCAGAAGCGUUUGAUCAGGAAACAUGCAGCUGGACAUAGAACCACCGUCUUGGCAAAGGAAAUCGAACCAGAAUCCAUUAGAUUCGGAGAAGAAACUCGAAUCGGGUUAGAGCCCAAUUGUGAUAUCUAUAUCUUUCAUUCUUUUAAUGAAUUUAUAAUUGGAGACAAAGAGGCAGGGAUUGGUUUACCAGAUUUUUGUGAAGUUAUGUAUAUCUAUUGGCACAUAAAUCUUGAGACACAUGAUCUAACUGUUCACAUUACACAAGGUGACCAUGAAGGUAGGAGUAUGAUCAUUUCAUGGGUGACUCCAGUUGAGAAAUACCCUAAUGUGGUGACAUACUGGGAAGCAAGCACUAAACAUUUACACAAGCUCCAUACUCAUUCUGAAAUCACCACUUAUAGAUACUAUAAUUAUGCUUCUGGUUACAUUCACCAUGCUACUAUCAAAGAUUUGACGUUUGACACAAAAUACUUCUAUGAAGUUGCGUCUAAUGAAGUUACCCAUCAGUUCUCCUUCACAACUCCUCCCAAGCCAGGACCUGACGUUUCUUACACCUUUGGUGUCAUAGGUGACUUGGGACAAACUGCAGAUUCCAAUCGAACUCUAGAGCAUUAUAUGUCGAACCCAAUAAAAAGCCAAGCUGUGCUAUUUGCUGGUGAUCUUUCAUAUGCUGAUGAUCACCCUAACCAUGACAAUACCAAGUGGGAUACAUUUGGUCGUUUCAUUGAGAAGAGCGUUGCUUACCAACCCUGGAUUUGGAGUGCAGGCAAUCAUGAAAUUGACUUAGCUUCUAAUUUGGAAGAAACCAAUCCUUUCAAGCCAUAUUUGCACCGCUAUUAUGUACCCUACAAGGCAUCCCAGAGUACUUCCCCAUUUUGGUAUUCAAUUAAGCGUGCAUCGACAUAUAUCAUUGUUCUUUCUUCUUACUCAGCCUAUGGGAAAUAUACCCCGCAAUACAAAUGGCUUGAACAAGAGCUCCCAAAGAUUAACAGAUAUGAAACUCCAUGGGUCGUUGUUAUUUUACAUGCUCCAUGGUACAAUACCAACCACUACCAUUACAUGGAAGGAGAAAGUAUGAGAGUCCAGUUUGAAUCGUUGUUUGUUCAAUACAAAGUUGAUAUUGUAUUUGCUAGCCACGUUCAUUCUUAUGAGCGUUUAGAACGCAUAUCAAAUAUUAAGUACAACAUUAUAAAUGGAUUAAGCUUACCGGUUAGAGAUAUUAAUGCUCCAGCAUACAUAACAAUCGGUGAUGGUGGAAACAUGGAAGGCAUAGCUAACAAGCUUAUAUAUCCACAACCAAAUUAUUCUGCAUAUCGUGAAGCAAGCUUUGGGCAUGCAAUUCGUGACAUAAAAAAUCGGACUCAUGCUUAUUAUUGUUGGCAGUGUAAUCAAGACAAUGAACCCGUUGUAGCAGACUCUGCUUGGUUUUUUAAUAGGUUCUUUUCUUAUGGCGGAUGAAACCAUUCCAUGACAAGGAGACUUAGGAGAUUGUGCCCUCAAUUACAAGGAGGCUUAGAUUUUUGUUUGGAGAGAUUUUAGUUUGGAUUAUUUAUUUAUUUAUUUAUUUU